GCACUGGUUGCAGUGAUGGCGACUCCGCGACGUGUUUUGCAUCUUACGGUGUGGCGCCGUGGACUCCACUCUGAAGCUCGUCGUCUGGCUACGUUCCACAAUUUUGGGCCGUCUUUCGUGAGUCCGUCGCUCCUUGCCAAAGCGGGAUUUCACCACAUUAACGCCAAUGUAAUUAAGUGCGCUUUUUGUAAUAUUGAGCUCUUUCGCCUAGAGAGAGGCGUGGACAUUACCGUUCAACAUAUGAAGUGGUCGCCAUUUUGUGAAUUUGUGAGAGGCCUACCUGUUGGCAAUAUACCAAUUCUGGGAAGUUCUCUGAAGGCGUCUGAUUGUGGGCCCGGUUUUCGCUGGGCUGACGAUGUUCCGCCGGUAGAGUCGAUGCGCGCUCUCGGAAUUGUUGAACAAGUGCACCCGCUGUAUCCAAAAUAUAUCCUUUUCGAGUCGAGAGUGAAGACAUUUUACACGUGGCCGGUGGGGCUAGCAUUGAAGCCGAAUGAUUUGGCAAGAGCGGGAUUUUUCUAUACCGGAUGUUCGGAUGCUUUAAUGUGCCAUCAUUGUGGGGGGAAGCUGCAAAAACUUCAUGCUAAAAUUACUGUGUGUGAUCUGUGGAAAAUGCAUGCUAAAAGUGUUCCGACUUGUGAAUUUGUAAUUGUGCACAAGGGAAUUUUGUUUGUGAAUGCCGCCUCGGAGUGGUCUGAGGCGUGUAUUGAGGAGAGGGGAGAUGAGCCCGCCCCGGCCUCCCCUCCCGCCUCGCCGGAGAGAGUGAUAAAGUGUAAAAUUUGUCUUGAUCUUCCCUGUCAAUCCGCGCUGAUUCCGUGCGGCCAUAUGUGUACCUGCUUUGUAUGUUAUAACUCUGUGAGAAAUUGUCCUGUCUGCCGCGCGGAUAUAGUUGCCAGUGUGCGCAUACAUGUACCAUAA
Frankliniella occidentalis (western flower thrips) is the source of this 915-nucleotide messenger RNA. RefSeq names its product death-associated inhibitor of apoptosis 1-like. NCBI's taxonomy places the organism in Eukaryota, Metazoa, Arthropoda, Insecta, Thysanoptera, Thripidae. Gene Ontology annotation, molecular function: cysteine-type endopeptidase inhibitor activity involved in apoptotic process; ubiquitin protein ligase activity. Gene Ontology annotation, biological process: negative regulation of apoptotic process; regulation of cell cycle; positive regulation of protein ubiquitination. The transcript has a single exon. Bases 16 to 915 code for a protein of 299 amino acids. Gene Ontology annotation, cellular component: cytoplasm; nucleus. The record is from RefSeq and is a predicted model, not a curated record.